Molecule: messenger RNA, 706 nt
Organism: Morus notabilis
Lineage: Eukaryota; Viridiplantae; Streptophyta; Magnoliopsida; Rosales; Moraceae
Product: glyoxylate/hydroxypyruvate reductase HPR3-like
Exons: 1
Cellular component (GO): cytosol
Molecular function (GO): hydroxypyruvate reductase [NAD(P)H] activity; NAD binding; glyoxylate reductase (NADPH) activity
Source: RefSeq, a predicted model, not a curated record
UGCAUAGUUAGAUAUCCAAGAAGUCAAAAAGUAACUUCAAGGAUUGGAAAAUUUCAGUUCGGAGGCAAGCGGAUAGGGAUUGUUGGAUUUGGGAAGAUCGGCUCUGAAGUUGCUAAAAGGCUUGAAGCAUUUGGCUGCAACGUUUUAUACAACUCGAGGAACGAAAUGCCCUCCAUCUCGUACCCCUUCUAUUCCACUAUUCGAGAUCUUGCAGAGAAUAGUGAUGCCAUCGUCUUAUGUUGUAGCUUAACUACCGAGACACGCCAAAUAGUUGGCAAAGAAGUAUUAUCGGCCUUGGGGAAAAAUGGAGUGAUUGUUAACGUAGGACGCGGGGCUCUUAUAGAUGAGAAGGAGCUAGUAAGAUGCUUGGUUGCAAGGGAAAUUGGAGGUGCUGGUUUGGACGUGUUUGAGAAUGAACCUAAUGUUCCAGAGGAGCUCUUUGCACUGGAUAAUGUUGUUCUUUCUCCACACGUAUCUGCAUAUACACCAGAGUCUUUUGAGGCUGCUGCUGAAUUUGCCAUUGCAAAUCUGGAAGCUUUCUUCUCAAACAAACCCUUACUCAGCCCUAUCACAAUUGACUGAAAACAUCUUUUGGAUAGGGAUUUCAGUUAACAAUUGACAUUUGGUUGUGCUAACCAAUUAUCUGUUACUGCCAAAACAUUCCCCUAAAUGAGUGUGGGUUUUCGAAAGUCAUAUUUUUUUUCCA